AUGCUUAUCCUCUGGCCUGCGCUGGCAUUCAGCGCCACUGCUCUAGCCCAAGCAACGGGAUCCAUGCCCAUCUCGUUUACCUCAAGGGGCAACCCAAUCCUCUCAGAUGGCUCGUGGUACUCGGCCGAUCCUGCGCCGCUGGUCGUCAACAACACGCUCUACAUCCUCACCGGACGCGACAGUGCUGCUCCAGAUGAAAACAGCUUUAUCAUGAAGCAGUGGGGAAUGUUCGUCUCCUCGACACCAAACCCUGCUGGGUCCGAAUGGAUGCUGUACCCCAACGUCGCAGAACCGCACACGGUGUUCGCCUGGGCUGCUCCUGGGACCUCAUACGCGGCACAAGUAGUUCAAGGCCGCGACGGCAGAUUCUGCCUGUACGCUCCGGUGACACAGGCCAAUAGCCAAAAUGCUGAUCCGUUUGCUAUUGGGGUGGCUUGCCUCCGCCUGGCAAUUCCAUCCAGAACAUCGAUCCGCAAGGUCUACAUCUACUUUGGCACAUUUGGCGCACUACGCGCAUACCAGCUUGACGCGGACAUGGUCACCUUGCAGUCGUCCGUCACUCAGGUUGACGGACUGCCGGGCCAACAACGCAGGCCCGGAUUCGCCCACACGGCGGACGCCAAGGGAGGCGGCCAUUUCCGCUGCAUUAUCGCGCUGGACAAGCUCAGCUGGGACGAUAGUCAGUCGCCCCCGGCAAUCCGCAAGGUUGUCCGGACGUUUGGGCCCAAGCCACCGGCACCUCCAACAUACAAUGUCGCGCCCAAAGCCGUCGACAGCUCGGAAUAUCCCUCAGGGAUCCAGUACUGGAUAAAAGCCAUCAACGAUGGGAUCGUUCGGGUCAACCCGCUGCCCCCAGAUUACUGGAGCUCCUACGAGGCAGAAAAGUCCCGAGAGACCAGCGUGCUUACCUAUGUGUGGAAAGAACCGGUGCAGCUGAACGGGACGUCGAUGGUUUUCUUCGCCGACCAAGACGCCGGGGCUAACGUGGGAGUUGCACCCCCAAAGAAAUGGUUCGUCGAAUAUUUGGAUCAGUCGUCCAGUUGGCGGCCUGUUGUCAACCGCACACCGUAUCCCCUGAAGGUGACCGAUACCCCGGACGUGGUGAGAUUCCAGACCAUCCGCACGACCUCCAUCCAUGCCACCCUGAUCGCAUCCGGCUCGGGCGGACAGUUUGCCGGUGUUGGCGUGAAGGAAUGGGAAGCAUUGGCGACUGAGUUGCAGACAAGUUGA
This is a messenger RNA of Aspergillus viridinutans, 1230 nucleotides long. RefSeq lists its product as uncharacterized. The coding region runs from base 1 to 1230 and encodes 409 amino acids. The transcript has 3 exons. The record is from RefSeq and is a predicted model, not a curated record. Lineage: Eukaryota; Fungi; Ascomycota; Eurotiomycetes; Eurotiales; Aspergillaceae.